ACUUAUGUUUCAUGGCAGAAAUACAGGUAAGAAAGUAAAGGCUGUAGCAAUAAUCAGACAUGCCUUUGAAAUAGUGCAUUUAUUGACAGGCAAGAAUCCACUUGCAGUAUUGUCAUUAGCUGUCUAAAGAGGUGGAGCCAGAGAAGAUUUCACUAAAGUAGGAACAGGUGGUGUUGCCAAAUAAUAAGCAGUUGAUGUUGCUCCAAUUAGAAGAGUUAAUGAAGCUGUUCACAAUUUAGCCAAAGGAGUCAGAGAUUCUGUAUUUAAGAAGAUGAAAACAAUCGCUGAAGCCUUAGCUGAUGAAUUGAUUGCAGCAUCCAAUGAAGACGGAUAAAAGUCAUACACUAUUAAAAAGAGAGACGAAUUAGAGAAAGUCGCCAAAACCAAUCGUUGAUUACGAUCAUUAAUUAUAUUUUAGUACAAUAGAAAAUUAACAUAUUUAAAAAUAUA
Messenger RNA from Paramecium tetraurelia, 450 nucleotides. RefSeq lists its product as uncharacterized. The transcript is spliced from 2 exons. The record is from RefSeq and is a predicted model, not a curated record. Gene Ontology annotation, biological process: ribosomal small subunit assembly; translation. Gene Ontology annotation, molecular function: structural constituent of ribosome; mRNA binding; rRNA binding. Lineage: Eukaryota; Ciliophora; Oligohymenophorea; Peniculida; Parameciidae. Gene Ontology annotation, cellular component: ribosome; cytosolic small ribosomal subunit.